AUGGAUACUGGACAGCACAUCCCUCUCUCGGUCCGCUUAGAUGUCACUCAAGCAUCCACAUCACGCACACCUAAAGUGACUGCACAUGUGAUGCCAUUUUCUGUCGAAUACACAGGCCCUGCCCCUGUCGACACAUACUUUCUUCUUCGUUCGCCCGCAAAUGGCGAGCCAGUGGAUGCUAAUACCGCAACAGAGGCUGUAUCUGCAUUUCGUGGGAGGAAAAUGCAUGGAAGUCGAUUCGCAUUACCCACUUCGUACAAUGCAGCUUUGUUUCGUAUGCAAGAAGAAGUUUUCCCUUUGGAAUCGGAAAACAAGGUCACACACAAGCCAGGGCGCCCGAAGGUAUCAGUAUCGAACAGCAUUGCACCCCCACAGCCUGUUCAUGGCGCUCGGUUUUUGUUGGACGAGGAUGAAGAGGAAGAAACAAUGGAUGCAUUCACGUUUGAGACAGGGCACGACACCCCGACAGAUUUGCAUGAGGCAAAUGACUUGUCCAUCAACACAUCCGAGCCGGAACGAGCCUAUGCGAGACAUUGUUUGAAACCAAAAGUUUAUGCGGGCAAGUCUAUUUGGAUCUGGGGCCCUGAUGGGCCUAUCGACGCCGGCGAUGACGUUUAUAUGCGUACAUGCAGAGAAUGGAUUUCUGCAAUUGCACCAGCAGUACGUAUUUCCAUGGCAAACGACUAA
Malassezia vespertilionis is the source of this 687-nucleotide messenger RNA. RefSeq lists its product as uncharacterized. The transcript has a single exon. Gene Ontology annotation, biological process: RNA catabolic process. NCBI's taxonomy places the organism in Eukaryota, Fungi, Basidiomycota, Malasseziomycetes, Malasseziales, Malasseziaceae. The record is from RefSeq and is a predicted model, not a curated record. Gene Ontology annotation, cellular component: ribonuclease H2 complex. The coding region runs from base 1 to 687 and encodes 228 amino acids.